Purpureocillium lilacinum is the source of this 861-nucleotide messenger RNA. RefSeq names its product diphthine synthase. Lineage: Eukaryota; Fungi; Ascomycota; Sordariomycetes; Hypocreales; Ophiocordycipitaceae. Gene Ontology annotation, biological process: protein histidyl modification to diphthamide. Gene Ontology annotation, molecular function: diphthine synthase activity. The record is from RefSeq and is a predicted model, not a curated record.
AUGCUGUACCUGGUCGGCCUUGGCCUCUCCGACGAGACGGACAUUACCGUCAAGGGCCUCGAGGUCGUCAAGAAGGCCUCGAGGGUGUACCUGGAGGCGUACACCAGCAUUCUGCUCGUGGACCAGUCUGUCCUGGAGAACUAUUAUGGACGGUCGAUAACAAUUGCCGACCGCGAAAUGGUCGAGUCGAACAGCGACGAGAUACUGCGCAACGCCGAGAACGAUGAUGUUGCCUUUUGCGUCGUUGGUGAUCCCUUUGGAGCUACGACCCAUACCGAUCUAGUAAUCCGAGCGAGAGAACUGGAGAUUCCUGUCCGGACUGUGCCCAAUGCCUCGAUCAUGUCUGGCAUCGGCGCCUGCGGCCUGCAGCUGUACAACUUUGGCCAAACUGUGUCCAUGGUCUUCUUCACCGACACCUGGAAGCCCUCGUCUUUCUACGACCGCAUCAAGGAGAACAGAAGCAUUGGUCUGCACACCCUGGUGCUCGUCGAUAUCAAAGUGAAGGAACAAAGCCUGGAAAACAUGGCCAGAGGCCGGCUCAUCUACGAGCCCCCGCGCUACAUGACCGUCGGGCAGUGCGCGCAGCAGAUGAUAGAGAUCGAGGACGAGAGAAAGGAGGGCGUGUACACGCGCGAUAGCCUGGCAAUCGGCGCCGCCCGUGUCGGUGGAAAGACAGAGAAGUUUGUCGCGGGCACGCUGGAGGAGCUCUGUAACACAGACGAGGAGCUGGGGCCGCCUCUGCACAGCUUGGUAUUGCUGGGGAGACGAGCGCACGAGUUGGAGCACGACUAUGUCCGCGAAUUUGCGGUCGACAAGGAGAAGUGGGAUAGAAUAUGGAAAGAAGACUAUGGCAAGCAAUGA